Molecule: messenger RNA, 522 nt
Organism: Papaver somniferum (opium poppy)
Lineage: Eukaryota; Viridiplantae; Streptophyta; Magnoliopsida; Ranunculales; Papaveraceae
Product: F-box protein At3g08750-like
Exons: 1
Coding region: 1-522 (173 amino acids)
Molecular function (GO): protein binding
Source: RefSeq, a predicted model, not a curated record
AUGGUAAGAACUAGAAAGAAUAAGAAAAGAAAACUGCCGAGCCUUCCUGAUGAUCUUAUCUCCGUCAUCCUAUCGAAGUUAUCAGUCAAAUCGAUCUGUCGGUUCAAGUGCGUUUGCAAACUCUGGUAUGAAUUGUUCAAAAACACCAAGUUUAUUAAGAUGCACCUUCAUGAUGCUAUUGAAAACGACAAGUUCAGUGUCCUGCUUGAAUACGCGGGUGGAUAUCAUGAGAUCGUAGAUUUUUCAUCUUACCAUAUGGCUGUUGAAACUGAUCUUCCAAGAGAUACGUUAGUUGGUUCUGUUCUGCCUGUUGAUUCAUGCAAUGGCCUAAUCGUCUUAUCCAGCCGGAAACCUAAUGGGAUAUGCUUGUGGAAUCCAUCAACUCAAGAAUACAAGAAAAUACCGAUAUCAGCAUCAAACUAUGACGAACAUUAUGGGCUUUGUUUCGAUUGUAAAACUGAUGCUUACCUGUUGUUCAAAAUAGUGGUAAGGUUUAAACAGUAUGAUGAUUCUGAAAUUUAG